Molecule: messenger RNA, 3078 nt
Organism: Bradysia coprophila
Lineage: Eukaryota; Metazoa; Arthropoda; Insecta; Diptera; Sciaridae
Product: CYFIP-related Rac1 interactor A
Biological process (GO): regulation of actin filament polymerization
Molecular function (GO): small GTPase binding
Source: RefSeq, a predicted model, not a curated record
CACAGCAUUUUUUCCGCGGAAUUCAGUUCAGCGAGAUUUGUAAAGUUAGUCAGUGUAUCGCGUAUUUUUCGCUAAUAAAUAAAAAAGUCCUUUCUGCAAUAAGAAAAAUUUGAAGUGACCGAGAAAAUCGCUGAUCCAACAAAAGAAACUUGAAUUAAUAAAAAAAAAUAUGUGGGAGACAAUGUGAUGGUUAAUGAAUUUGUGUGAAUCGAAGAAAAAAUAAUAGAAAAUAAGGUUUUUUUAUCUCCGCAAUUAUAAUAUAUACCAUACCAACCACAAGUGGUGUCUAGUGUGUUGUUUUUUUUUUCUUUAUCAAACAUUUGUUAUCUUUUCGACUGCUAGGAUUUGUAGUUAGUUUAGUGAAAUAAAAAUAAAAAUUUAUCGAAUAAAUAAUGGGUAAAUUGUUGAGUUUAUUGGCAAGAGAUGAUUCGAAUUGUUGCACCCCGAAAACGUAUGAUGUUUUCCUCGAUUUCGAAAAUGCAGCCCCUACUGACACAGAACGGGAAGUUUAUGACGAAGUUGAACGUGUUUUACGAGAAUCGGAGGCCGUUCUGGACGAAAUACAAGUGUACAAGGGAGCUGGGAAAGAGAUUCGAGAAGCCAUAGCCGAUCCACAGCCACAAUGUCAGGAAAAGGCGUGGAAUGCAGUAUUACCGCUUGUGAUAAAAUUGAGACGGUGUUACGAACAUUCAUUGGAAUUAGAGCGAAUAGUACCGAAACUGUUGGGGCAACUAGUUGGUGGACGGUUAAAUCCUACACAGCAUUUGGAAACACAACAGGCGUUAGUGAAACAGCUGGCCGAAAUAUUGGAAUUUGUUUUAAAAUUUGAUGAAUAUAAAAUGAAAACCCCUGCUAUCCAGAACGACUUCAGCUACUACAGGCGCACAGUGAGCCGGCAACGAAUUGACAAUACCAGUCAAAUGUUGGUCAGCACGGAAUUGGCUAAUCGAAUGUCCUUGUUCUACGCCCAUGCUACUCCAAUGUUGAAAGUUUUAAGCGAAGCUACGUCCAAGUUCGUCCACGAUAACGCUGACGAUGUGGAUAAUACCACGGAGACGUUGGGUACAAUGGCAAAAGUUUGUCUCCGAAUGCUAGAAAAUCCAAAAUUGCUAUCACAAAUUGAACGAGAAGAGACACAUUUGCUGGUAUUGCGUGUAAUGGUCGGUCUGGUCAUAUUGUACGAUCAUGUGCAUCCGGUCGGAGCGUUUGCUCGUGGCGCUCAUGUGGAUGUUAAAGGAUGCGUUCGGCUGUUACAGGCUCAGCCGGCUAUCAAGGCGGAGCCACUGUUGAACGCUUUGCGGUACACAACCAAGCAUUUGAACGAGGAAAACACACCGAAAAAUAUUCGAAAUUUGUUGGCGGCAUAAUGACAAUGGUCCGACAAAAUUCAUUCUAUCGUUUCCUGUACCGUUUUCCUUCCUUUCUGUAAUUUUUGUUUUGAGCGAGAACAGUGUUUUGUUGUUUGUUUUUGUUUGUUUGAGUUUAUCAGAAAAUAAUUUUAGACUUAAUAAUGGAAUUGUGUAAUUUUCGUUUUAAUGGUAUGAUACGUAGACUAAGAAUUGCAUCUGGAAAAAAUAAAGAAGAGAAAACGAAGGAUUUAUGAAAAAGGAAGGCAGAGAGAUCAGUAUAUAUAAUAGGAAUAAUUUCAUACAAAAAAUUAGUGAAUUUCUUUAGUGAAUAAGGUGAAUCUAUCUUUAGGCAAAUUUCGGACAAACUAGCAAAAUUUUAAGAAAAAAACAAAAUUUUUAUUAUUUUGAAAUGGUUGAUGCUUAACACGUUUCACUUAAGAUUAGAUUCGUUUUCUUAAAAGUAAUUUUGACUCAAGAAAGACGUUGUUAAAAACGUAUCGCACAAAUUCACAAAAGAAUAGUCUAAGUGGAUGCUGCCAACAGCCCAUUGUAUCCAAAAAUUAGAAAUAAAAAAUUCAUUUGUGUAGAGAUUGGUGACACGACCAAUGAAGAUAAGAGAAUUACCUUAGCUACUCAUUGCAACGUGAAAAAGGCCGGAGUCUAAUGUUUCCUUUGUUCUACUGUCAAAUUUGACAGCAGAACAAAAGAAAAUUUUGAAUUCGGUCUAUUCUCUUCUGCGUUUCUAAGUGCAGCUGCCUGACAACUACAACACGUCUCUCGAACGUAAAUUGGUUCUUUUGGAGUUUCACUUUGAUUUGUUCAGUAGAGUAAAUGUGAAACAUUUAUUCCGCCACUUAGUUGGCAGCUGGCUCGACAACCAUUAGACUAUCCAUGUGAACUUUAUAACUGACGAAUUUUGCAACUCCGAUGAUAUGGUUUUGUGUAACUGUUGUCAAAAUUCUCGUGGAAAUCCUCAUUUUCACAUACUUAAUGUUUCUAUUUACCUUUCUAGCCAAAUUCUUCUACCCACAAUAAACAACAUAUCCGUUUGACGCUACACCACCGAUUUUACCAUUAGUUUUAAUCCUUAUUAAGCUCAUUUUGAGCAUCAAAUCAUACAUCAUCAUUCGCAGUGGAGUUCUUGUUGCUCAAUUUUAAUGACUAAGAAGACGAAUUGACAAAAAUGAUCGCAUUGUGAGAUUUUAGGUUUUCGUUGGAGUUGGUUGAAUUCAGAAUGUUCCACAUUCCAAUUUAAUAUUCUCUUUGUAGUUGAAAAUUUUAUGCGUCACAUCUCGUGUGAGCACUGCUCGGUGAGUGGAGUAGUGAGUGAGCGUAAGGAUGAGUGUUUGUGGAACGUAUUGUAAACCUAAAAUGAAAUUAAAAUGCCAUAAGUUAAGUAACACAAAAGAAAACGAAUGCUCAACCAAAAACUGAACGAUAAAAAGUCAGAAAAUUUUGAGACCAAAUUCAUUUUCUGCAUUUGAGUAAUUUUAAAACCAAAGUGUGUUCGUUAUUUGAUUUGGUGGACGAAAACGAAACAGAAAAUAACGUAAACGUAUUUGUAAGUUUCUGGAUUAAUGAACGUUCGGGAAAACAUUUAAAUUUGUCAAAUAAUGCGUUCAUAUGAAGCAACAAAAUAUUUUAAAAAAUUUCCUUUUAAUUUUAAAUCAGAGUUAACCAACCAAAAUAUCGUAAAGAAUAAAUGGACAUUUUCUUCAAUUAAAUUAUU